AGCUGCAGCUACCUUAGGACAGAGGAGGAAGGAGGAGCGUCUCUGCGUCACACGCUGACGUUCCUUCGCUGCUGCUCAGUGGCAACAUCGGCUGGAGAGUGGCGACGCUUGGACCCUCCUCACAACUGAGCCGCUGUGUCCUGCUGUCGGUCCCUCGGUUAGUCAGAGGUUCUGCCCUCCCUUAGACGCCAGGGGAUGGAGGGAUGAUCCAGACCGACUCAUCGCCGCAGCACCUUCUUUCUCCUUCCUCCGCCUGUUCUUCUGCGGCUCUGUCUCCGCUCUCCGCAUUCGCCGCUGGAGUCGUGGCCAGGAUGCGGACUUCGCUGCUCGGGCGGGCUGCGGUGUUUGCGGCCCUGUUGGCCCUCAGCACCUGCCUGACAGGGAAGGCAAGGGCUUAUCCUGAGCUAGACGAAGAGAUUGACUUCCUGUCGGCCAUCAUCAGUGAGCAGAGGACUGAGUCCAGGAUGCCAGCCCCAGCCUCACCGGACCUCAAGGUAAAGCAGCUCAUCGAGCCCAGCUCCAUGAACAGAGGAUCCCCCACAGAGCAGCCCACCAGCCUCAGCACUACACUCAAAACUACAGCUCCACCUUCUAUUACCAACCAAAGCCCUGGUCUGCUCGGUGACCCCCUCAUCACCGCCCAACCCUCCAACGACCACAUGUUCAUCAUUAUGAGCAGUGUGUUCAUCGCAGCAGGUUCGCUAGCCUUGGUCAUAGCAGGAGUCUGUUGGGUCAGACUGCAGAAAGGGGUGCGUGUAACUCAGAAGGUGGACUACCCUGCCUAUAGUGUGAUAAAACCCCAAACCAUGGCCACCUUUCCUGGGGACAAGAAGCUGGCCCACAGUGCCCAAAUGUACCACUACCAACACCAGAAGCAGCAGAUGCUCUCCCUGGAAAAAAGCAGGGAUGAGCCCAGGCUUCCUGACUCAGGAGCAUCGACAGACGAGGAGAAUGAGGAUGGAGAUUUCACCGUGUACGAGUGUCCUGGGCUGGCGCCGACAGGAGAGAUGGAGGUGAAGAACCCGCUGUUCGACGACUCUAACCUCUACCUGCAGAGAUUCCACAAAUAAACCUGGACCUUCACACGAUUCCCACUUCAAAUGCAGCGCCUGUGUGUACGGCUCCCUGAAUUCACAUACACGCACACACUCAGCAUGCACUGCUGUGCUGAGUCCAGCCUCUCUGGAAAGCGGGACAGACUGAGGUCCUGUACAGGGAAGAGGAGGAGGAGGGAGAUACACAUGGAGUGUUGGGUUCAUGUUUGAAGCCUGACUGAAUGUGAGUCUCGUGCUCUGCCACCUUGUUCUGUUCUGUUUCAUUUUCAGUCCAGCUGUAAAUCUGAGCAUGUUAAGUCUGGAAGGAAACACACGGAUGAGAUGAAUUAGUGUUGGUCCGCCGCUGGGUUCCAUUAUUACUCUGAAUUGAUUUCUGGCUGUCCUUAUUUAUUCAUCAGUAAAUGCUCCUUUGUUCACUGAGUUCUAACGGCCAUCUUUGGUCUUUGGUUAUGAGGUUUUGUUUUGAUUUUAACAACGAGCAGUUUUAAUGUUUAACGAGCACGCCUCCAUGCAGCAUCCUCGCCUGUAUCAGAAUGUUACGUAUCUCUGUGUUCUUAGUUCAGUUCCUCUAUGCAUGAAAUUAGGAUGCUAUGUAAGAAAAACCAGUCAAUAUGCAUUUCCAGAUUUUUUUUCCCAGGUUUGUACCUCAAACUUGCUGCUAAUAUAUAUUUCAUACAUAUACUGUAUGUGUAUAAAUGAUUUCAAAGUAAAAUUUGAAAAGUCUAUUUGAGCUCUGAAAUACAGAGUCCAGUGUACAUAUGGUCUUUGACCAACAUGGCUUGUCCCAAGGUUUAGUGACGUGUAAAUAGUCACUGGAUCCCCAGGCUUCCUGAAUGCUGGGACAAACUCUCUGCUGCUGCUUGCUUUCUUUUCAGGGAUCUACACAGAUGAGAUGAGCUGUGCCACACAAGUACAAACCACCAGGGUCCAAAUAUAUUUCCAUGGUCUUUGCAGCUUUUAUUUUCAGAUGGCAGUGUUUUAGUGAAGGGGAAAGCCACACAGCUGCGGAACGUUUGUAAAUAAAAAAUAAAUGAAUAAAAACAAAAAACUAGAGAUGCACGAAUCAGGUUCUCGUGGCCAAUCUCUAAUCUCAGUUUUAUCACAGCUGUAGCCUGCUGCUACUGAUUUUAGCCUACUCUAAUUUCUCUUUAAAUACUAUGAAGGGUAUAAACAGCAAUAAAAAUAUGUAUUCCUUAGCUUUCCUGUCAAUAGAGGGUUUAGAAGUGUCAGAAUCCAACCAAAAAAUUCCAAUUAGAAUUCAUAUUUAUGAUGUUUUAACUAAAACGGUAACGAUUACAUAAAAUCAAUUUGAUUGUAUCCAUAUGACUAUAAUUGUCAACAAUUUACUAAAUGCAAUAAUCUAAAUACUAAAAUCUAAUUUCUAACACUUUCAUACACUUAUUCUGUGUGGAUUUCAUAUCCAUGUAUCUCAGUAUUUGUUUUAUUUCAAACUUGCUACAAUCCAUCAUGAGAUGAUUGUAAAUUACAGCUCCUUGGUUUGUUAAUCUGCUUUGGAGUUUACCUUCUGACCAAUCACCAGGCUGCCUCAGUCUUGACCCAGCUGAUUGGCUAUAAUGGCCGAGGCUGACAGAUAAAGAAAUAAUAAAUAAAUACAUGAUAUCCUGAAUUUGCGGGAGGAUAAUAGUUCAAAUUUUGUAAUUUUCCAUUUAACAUAUCAUUGAUUAAUAUUUAAAUUAUUGAUAUUCAUAAUAAUUAAUUUAAUAAAUUACUGAAACACUGAAAUGCCUGCAGAUUUUUUUAAAUUCAAUGUAAGUAAUCUGUUGUAUUUAAGAAACCGAUGCAGUUGAAGAAUUAUUUCGCUUUUGGCCUACUAUGAGCAUUCACUAAGGAUUUGUAUUAGACAAAUAAGGCUGUAGGUGUGACAAAUUAGCUGAUAUAAAAUGUUUUUUAGUAUUUAAAAGCAAAGACAAAGUCAUGACACUGUGUUAAGAAUAUUUUAUUAGCAUAUAGUGUUGUUGGCAUAGUUAGCCACACUGUCUGGGUGUGCAUCCUAGAGGUUAACGGUGAAAGGCUGCCAACAUCUCCAAAUCCAGACUGUCACUUGACAGAAGUUGGAAGGUCAAAGAAAAUAACAGUAAUACUUAACUGUGCUUUGAUCAGGCUUCCUGUUACUUACUGAAAGCUCUUUCUCACAGCUGGAAUAAACCUCAGGCAUGAACAACUAAAGCUAUUUUAGCAAUAGCUUUUUACAUCUCCGCUCUUCUUCAAAUUCACUUUAAAACACCUCACUGGUGCUGAAAGCUACGUUGACCAUUCAUCUAAUAGCUUCCACACCAAAGAGUGGUGUCGGUUUGACCUGGUGUUGCUUAGAUGGGGUGGUUUCGCUGACUGGAAGAAGAUCAAACUUUGAGCCUUCAACCAGCUGGUUCAGGGCAGGUUAAACGCGAAAUUGCCCGAUUCCGAUUACAGCCCAAUAUCUUGGAGCAUCUGUAGUAAACAUGCAAAUGUCCUCACCUAUUGAGUCCUCACUAAGAACAUGUUUUUAAAGUUAACAUAUUCCUGCUCCCACUGUUUUUAAAUAGGCCACAGAAAUAAAUGUUAAUAUUUUAUUGUGUUUGAACUGGCCAGCUUGAAACAUUACUGACCCCCAGGAAUAUGCUUAUCACGGCUGUGGAGGAAUGACAUUCAAACAUGACAGGAAGGUGAAAGUAGAACAUUUUAUUGCAAUUUAUUUUGAUUUGUUUUUUAAAGGUUUCAAAUUAAACAAUGUCUUACAAAAGACUAUCCAGGUCCCCACUUGCUCUGCAGAGAAGUAUUGAUGGGCUUCCCCUCAUUGACCCGAACGCAGUGAACAGUCAGAACACGACAAAAGGUCUUGUUAUUCUGACUCCUGUCUUAUUGGCUCACUGUGGACUCAGCCAGCUGAGAACUAAGUGGAUAUUUUAGUUAAACAGUUGAAGUGCAGGCAUUUGGAUCUAAUGAACAUAGCUGUCUUGUUUAAGUGAUGUGUUUGAAUGGAAAUAAGUGUAUUUUGUAAAGCGGCUGCGAGCGUUGUUACCCACCCUUCACCUUAGAUCAAUGCUCUCUGCUUUUCCUUUGCUAAAGAAGAGCUAAGGUGUCUGAGCUGGGAUGUGGGCAGCUGGGACACGAGCCUGUAUGUAGCUGCUCCGGAGCAGAGCUCUUAGAUUUUACUGCACAGUCAGGAUGGGCUGUGCCGCUUGUGAGGCAAGAAAGCUAUGCAGAAUGAACUCAUUACUCUGCCUCAUCAUCCGUGGAUGUGAGAAGGAGCCUGGAUGUUGCCGCCACACUUCCCAGACAGGGUCCACCUUCAGCACCUUUCAGGCUUUAAUGGACUAGCCAAACGGACAGCUUCUGGAACAAAAUGGACGAUUCAUGGGGCACAGAAGGCAAAGAACAAAUUGUCAUGUUGAACCUUUGAGCUGACAUCUAAACAGAGCUUCUGAUAAUGUUUUUUUUUUUCUUUUCUUUUAGUUGUUCUCUGCUGAAUUGACAGUUUUGUGAGGGAACUGUAGAACAAGUAAAUAUCUUUGAUACUGACUGUGUUUGGCCUCCUUAUGUGUUCCUGUUAUGUUUAGCUUGCAUGUACAUAUAUCAGAGAGGUAAUAAAAGAAUAAAUAUUUAUAAGAUCUUA
Messenger RNA from Fundulus heteroclitus (mummichog), 4668 nucleotides. RefSeq names its product neural proliferation, differentiation and control, 1b (gene npdc1b). Bases 204 to 1070 code for a protein of 288 amino acids. Lineage: Eukaryota; Metazoa; Chordata; Actinopteri; Cyprinodontiformes; Fundulidae. Gene Ontology annotation, cellular component: membrane. The transcript has 8 exons. The record is from RefSeq and is a predicted model, not a curated record.